AACCAAUCGAUGACUGCGGGGGAGGGAGAUGGAAGAUACUUGUACUCGUUGUUUUAGUUAAACGUUGUCAAGAUUCACUAAAUUAGAAAUGUUAGAGUGUUACUUCAAUGUUGAUAGUGGUUAUCUUGAGGGUUUAGUAAGAGGAUUUAAAACAGGAAUUCUAAGACAUGCUGAUUAUUUAAAUCUCGUACAAUGUGAAACUCUGGAAGAUCUCAAGUUGCAUCUGCAGAGCACAGACUAUGGCAAUUUCCUGGCAAAUGAAGCUAGUCCUCUAACUGUAUCAGUUAUUGAUGACAAACUUCGAGAAAAGUUGGUGAUAGAAUUCCAACAUAUUAGAAACCAUGCAGUGGAGCCACUCUCAACAUUUUUAGAUUACAUAACGUACAGUUAUAUGAUUGACAACAUCAUCUUGCUGAUCACAGGAACUCUCCACCAAAGACCAAUAUCUGAGCUUAUUCCCAAAUGUCAUCCUUUAGGAAGCUUUGAUCAGAUGGAAGCCAUUCAUAUUGCUGCCACACCUGCUGAGCUAUAUAAUGCUGUAUUAGUAGACACUCCUUUAGCUCCCUUUUUUGUGGAUUGUAUCUCUGAGCAAGAUCUGGAUGAAAUGAACAUAGAAAUCAUCAGAAAUACACUUUACAAGGCAUAUCUUGAGGCUUUUUACAAGUUCUGUAAAGAGACAGGAGGAACAACAGCUGAUGUCAUGUGUGAGAUCUUAUCUUUUGAGGCUGAUCGUCGAGCUUUUAUCAUCACCAUCAACUCAUUUGGUACAGAGUUGACUAAAGAAGACCGUUCUAAGCUUUAUCCUCACUGUGGAAAGUUGUAUCCAGAUGGUCUGGCUGCUCUGUCCAAAGCUGAUGACUAUGAACAAGUUAGAGCUAUUGCAGAGUACUAUGCUGAAUAUUGGACAUUAUUUGAGGGGUCAGGUAAUAAUCCGGGAGAAAAAACUUUAGAAGACAAAUUCUUUGAACAUGAGGUCAAGCUGAAUGUGAAUGCUUUUCUCCAGCAGUUCCAUUUUGGUGUGUUUUAUGCAUAUGUGAAGUUGAAGGAACAAGAAUGUCGAAACAUUGUUUGGAUUGCAGAAUGUGUGGCCCAGCGUCACAGGGCAAAGAUUGAUAAUUACAUACCCAUCUUGUGAUUGUGUAAAAUUGGAUCUCACAAAAAUAACACUAUCAAAUAUAGUAGAAUAUACAUGUAUAUUGUAUCAUAUUUAUAAAAUUAUUUUUUGGUUUAUACAUCUAUUGUGGUUUAUAUCGUAUAUAUAGGAUUUGUUUUUUAUUAAACUUUCCUCUAAGUAGUCAAAUAUUUGCUAACUAUUAGAAAAAAAAAAGAUUACAGAAACAAAGGCAAAACACAGCUUCACAAAAAUGAUGUGAACAUUAGAGAAUAUUUAAUUCAUACUAGAUCAAUUUUACAAAUGAAGAAGAGAAAAGUUUCAUCAUUUUAGUGUUGUGCAGUUUUAUAAAAACUGAAGAUUUUGUAUUUUAAAUCUUCCCUGAAAUAAUAGUUUAGAGAAUUA
Messenger RNA from Limulus polyphemus (Atlantic horseshoe crab), 1516 nucleotides. RefSeq names its product V-type proton ATPase subunit d. Bases 89 to 1135 code for a protein of 348 amino acids. Gene Ontology annotation, biological process: vacuolar acidification; proton transmembrane transport; vacuolar transport. The record is from RefSeq and is a predicted model, not a curated record. Lineage: Eukaryota; Metazoa; Arthropoda; Merostomata; Xiphosura; Limulidae. Gene Ontology annotation, molecular function: proton-transporting ATPase activity, rotational mechanism. Gene Ontology annotation, cellular component: vacuolar proton-transporting V-type ATPase complex; lysosomal membrane; plasma membrane proton-transporting V-type ATPase complex. The transcript has 8 exons.